This is a messenger RNA of Brassica napus (rape), 438 nucleotides long. RefSeq lists its product as uncharacterized. Bases 1 to 438 code for a protein of 145 amino acids. The transcript has a single exon. NCBI's taxonomy places the organism in Eukaryota, Viridiplantae, Streptophyta, Magnoliopsida, Brassicales, Brassicaceae. The record is from RefSeq and is a predicted model, not a curated record.
AUGGAUGCAUGCCAUCUCUUGUUGGGACGUCCGUGGGAGUUCGAUCGUCGGGUAAUCCAUGAAGGAUUCCUCAACACAUAUACCUUUCGUUUCAAUGAUCGUACUUUUACGCUGAAGCCUUCGGCUCCUGCCAUGAUUACUAGUUCACCAGCGACACCACCAAAUCCGGUUUUGUUACUUAAACAAGCGGAAGUCAAGGAAGCAUUGCGUGAUGCCGAUCAAAUCAUUCUUCUUCUAGCAGUACCUGCUUCCUCAUUCAACGAUCAUGAUAUACCACCUAAGUACAUGCCGCUACUAAUGGAAUUCGCAGACGUGUUUCCGGUAGACUUACCAUCCCAGCUACCUCCCCUCCACGAUAUUCAACAUCAAAUUGACCUUAUACCUGAUGUGUCCCUUCCUAAGUCGAUCCCAUUAUCGAAUGAGUCCAGCGGAACAUGA